UCAGGGGGCAAAAGUCUUUUGGAUUUAAUCAGAGUUACACUACAUUGUCUGAUUGUGUAAGAUGAAAGUCUAGGCUAAAGACAUGCUUCAAUCAAGAACCCAAUCAAUGAUAUGGGCAGAUCCGUCAAUUCCUUUACUGAACUAUAAAGCAGAGUCUUCCUAAUCCUCAAAUUUUGACAUCAAUAUUUAUCAGUUUUGGCUGUGGAGAUGAUCAAAAGUUUGGUGAUCACUUAUGUUCUCUGGUCAUUAGGUGGACCUUUAGGUCUCCAUCACAUCUACCUUGGGAGAGAUAGCCAUGCCUUACUGUGGAUGGUGACAUUUGGUGGAUUUGGGUUUGGGUGGAUUCGUGAGUUUUGGCAUUUGCCAAAGUAUGUGCAAAAUGCAAACUCGCGCCACAAAAAGACUCAAAGGAAAAGAGAUAAACAACCAUCAAUGAAAAUUAUCCGAACUUUUGGCCAAUUUGUAGUUGGGGUUUACUUUGGUAUCGUUGCUCUCAUAAGUCUAUCUCCAUUAAGUGGUUUCUACAUCAUGGUCUUGCCGCUUGCUAUCACACUGGGUGUUCACCUUGUAGCUAAUGUUGGUGAGCAAACUUCCGAUAUAAAGGCAACAAUGAUAGCCUCCAUUGUUACUUCCAUCAUAUUCUAUGGCAGACCCAUUGCAACAAUACCCAUCAGUAUUGUUGCUAGUGUUGUCUCUAUGCAACACUGCCUCUACAAGACUUCAAGCGACACGGAAGACAACUUAAGGGUGCGACUUUACAGAUUAGCUUUAGCUUGGCUGGCUUUCACAAUGCCAAUCUUCUAUUGUAUGUUUCACAAUACUACAGUUACAAUAACGUACAUCUCCGACACCAUUAAUAUUAUCCUGGAUUCACUCCGAAUAUUCCCACUGGUCGGUGGUCUCUUUGAAUCUAUAUUACUUCUUCCAUAUCAUGCAUGGAAGCUCUCCACUGGUGGAACUGGAUUAAGCUAUGGUUACAAUCAGGAAUGGGAAAAGUUAUUUGCAUCUAUCACUUCCAUAAAGACUGAAAGAGAAAGGUUAGCGUACAAGGUGCUGGGACUACGCCAGGAAGCAACCUUGGAAGAAAUUAACAAAAGUUAUAGAGAGUUGGUGAAACGCUGGCACCCUGAUCACAACCGACAUAAUUUAAAUGAAGCAGAACAACAAUUUCUUGAGAUACAGGCAGCAUAUGAAGUACUUACGAAAAAGCAGACAAGAGACACUCAAGAGCUGUGAUAUCAUUUAUAAAAUAUCAAGAUUCCUGGCUUUAUGGCUGCUUUCCAUUUAUGAUAUAAAUUUGUUAAAAUUGUGGCAUUAAAUAAGGAUGAAUUGGGACUAAAUCUUCAGUUAUUUUUCCUUGUUCUCUAGGUUAGCUGGAGUAUUUAUGCCCCAUCUACAUUAUAGUUCAAUGCAUUCUCCCUUAAUUCUCACAUCAAAGAUUACAUUCUACAAGUUAAGGUAGUCAGAUGAGAAUAUCAUUGUCUGGAUUUCUUAUUUAUAUCUGCCUAGAAUUAGUUCAUUCAUCAGUCAAGUCCAGAUGCUUUUCUGAGCAUGUUUUCUUGUCCAAAAAAACAUCAGGCUCAAGAAACCUCUAUUUUUGGAGCUUGAGUCAAGUUUGAAACUAGAAUCAUAUAAAAAAAAAGAACAGUAGGCCAUUCUGCACUUCACACAUGCUCCAGCAUUCAAUAUAAUCACAAAUGAUCAUCCUAAUUCAGUAUCUCGUUCCUGCAUUCUCCCUGUAUGCCAUGAUUUCCUCAGCUACGAUAACCAUACCUCAUUUCUUUUAAUGGGGUUGAGAAUUCCACAGGUUCAACUCUCACUGGAUGAAGAAAGUUCUUGAAAUCUCUGUCCUAAAAAGCAACAAUUAUUCCAGCAACACACAUCAAAGUUGCUGGUGAACGCAGAAGGCCGGGCAGCAUCUAUAGGAAGAGGUACAGUCAACGUUUCGGGCCGAGACCCUUCGUCAGGACUAACUGAAGGAAGAG
Molecule: messenger RNA, 1985 nt
Organism: Mobula hypostoma (lesser devil ray)
Lineage: Eukaryota; Metazoa; Chordata; Chondrichthyes; Myliobatiformes; Myliobatidae
Gene: dnajc22
Product: DnaJ (Hsp40) homolog, subfamily C, member 22
Exons: 3
Coding region: 208-1236 (342 amino acids)
Cellular component (GO): membrane
Source: RefSeq, a predicted model, not a curated record